AUGUGCGUGUUUUGUUUUCCUCUCUUACUAUAACUUUCGAGUAACUUUAUAGUUUUUACCGGACGCAUUAAACUCUUGAUUCACUGAGAGUUGUUGCUGUAUUGAGAUCUCUUCUCAAUUUAUCACAGCUUCGCAACAAUAAUUGUUAGUUUCUUGUUUAUUUUGUGUUCAGAUGUCCAUCAUGAGGACACAGAUAGAUGUGAUGUGCUGUAAAUCAGUAGGAACGGAUCUGUCCAUGCUGGAUAUUGAUGAUUUAAUGACAGAAAUCUCUCAGCUGAAGAAAGAGGUGGCGUUAUUGGAGGCAAAGCUCGGGGAGAGAGAUGAACUGAACACAAAGGAUGUAUCUGUUUUCUCUCUCUGUGUCAUUUCUGAUCAAACAUCUCCUGAGCUUCUGGUUUCUGUCUGUAAUGAAGAGCAGAAACCAUCAGUGAAUCUGCUGGACUGCAAAAUGGAGCUGAAAACAGAAAUCACUGAAACAGAAGAACACACAGAUGCUGGUUUGAUUCAUCCAGACCUGAUGAAAGUAAAGGAGGAAAUUACAGAACCGAAUGAAAUGGAGGAAAAAACUCAUAUAACUGGAGAAGAAUCGCAGAGCUUCUUAAAGACUGAGGAGAAUUUGUCACCAAGACAAUCUCAAAAUGAAACAACCGAAGAUUCCCUAAAAUGCCCUCAGUGCGGAGAAAUCUUCACUUGUGAAUACAGUUUAAACAGGCACGUCAGACUUCACAUCAGAGAAAAGUCUUACAGUUGUGACCAGUGUGGAAAGACUUUCGUUUUUAAAUCCCACCUCACCAGUCACAUGAAAGUUCACAGUGGAAAAAAGUCUUACAGCUGUGAUGAGUGCGGAAAGACCUUCAUUUGUAAAUUACACUUUACUGAUCACAUGAGACGUCACACCGGAGUAAAGGUUUAUGAAUGUGACCAGUGUGGAAAAACCAUUCAUAAAUACAUUCAUGAUGAGCACAUGAGAAGUCACGCUAGAGAAAGGCCACACAAAUGUGACCAGUGUGAAAAGACCUUCACUCGAAAAUCCCACAUGAACGAGCACAUGAGAAGUCACACUGGAGAAAAGCCUUACAGUUGUGAUCAGUGUGGAAAGGUCUUUUCACGCAAAUGUCACCUUAGUAAGCACAUGAGAAUUCAUACCGGAGAAAAGCCUUACGUGUGUCUUCAGUGUGGAAAGAGUUUUGCUUGGGCAGAUAAUCUGAGAACUCAUCUUUUGUGUCAUUCUGGAGUGAGACCAUUUCAGUGUGAACAGUGCAGUAGAACAUUCAUAUCUGUACGCUACCUGAAGAAGCACAUGAGGACACAUGCAGGUGUGACUAAUGACUAAACACAAGAAAACACAAACAGGUGUGACAUCUCAUAUGUGUUGUGGAAAAGCCUUUACUACAGCUAGCCAAUAAAAAACAGCAUCACAGAUUUCAUACGGGACAUAAACGUUACCCUUGCUCCUCAUGUGGACAGAGUUUUAGAGAGUCAUGUGACUCACAGGAAGAAGUGUUGCAAAGACAACAAAAAUCAUCUUCAAGAAACUGUUUAGACCACAAGAUCCCUAAGUGCUGCUGCUGUAGUCUGCUAAUACUUGUCUAGUGGUGAUUAAGUUAGUCAUUGAUUGACAAGACAAAUGCAGAGGUGGUCAUUGUAAUUAAUGAAAAAAUUUGAAUGUUAGUUUAGCUAUGUUAAUAUUUUAAAAGCAGUCUGAAUGAAUUUCUUUGUGGGGUCAUUCCGUGUCAAUUCCAGAGGUCACCGGCUCAAACUUUAGGCCCCGGUUUUAUAGACCAGGUUUAGCCUAAGCCAGGACUAUGCCUUAGUAAAUUUAGGCUAUUUAAGUCGCUUUUAUUAAAAUGCUGUAGUUUUUUUUACUGAUGUCCAUCUUGACUCAAAACAACAGCACUGACAUAUUUUAAGAUACGUCAGGGCCAGUUAUUUUCAGUUAAGACAGUUCAAACAUUAAUUUUAGUCUGGAAUUUAUCUUAAACCUUGUCUGUGAAACCAGGCCUAGAUUUUUAAAAUCUUUUUACAAAAGCAAGUGCAACAUCAGUAUUGAUGAAUUAAAUACCACAGAUGAAUGGAAACGGAGAAAUCUACUAUAUUGUAGAGGAUAGAAAUUACGAUCUUCAACCGAACUUUGGAGCCAUAUUAGAGGGGGUUGAAAAAUUACAUAAGAAAUAUGCCUGCAUCACAAUUUUAUUUUUCAAAGGAGAUUCGUUUAUGUUCAAUCUGUAACUUUAUCAAUCAUUGAUUCAUUUCAUGCCAAUGGUGACGGUUAACAAUGAGGAAAAAUCUUUUUGUGUGUGUGUAUUUUUUGCAUGUAUGUAAUUCAAAAAUUGCAAGUGACACCUUAAUGUCCUUUUAUAUGCGUCUGCUAGAACAAGUUAUCUUUUGGGAACUACAUUUAUAAGACACUAUGCUUUAGUCCCAGAGAUAAGCGGUUAAAAUGUAAGCUUUUUCAAUCAUCGAAAACCAAAUGUGAGUCAUUUCGUAAAAAUCUGGUACUUCAUUUCUUUUAAAGGGGAAUGUCUUAUAAACAAAUAAUGUUGAAACUAGAAAUGCAUAAUUUUGUCCAUCUAUCAAAACAUGCAUUGAACAUAACCACUUCGGUGUCUUUUUGGCACGGAGUUACUUUGUGUGUUCUGUUACCCUGUAAAAAGGCUACAAAAUGAAUCCACAAAUAUUAAUUACAAAAAAACUAGUAAAAAUGUACUAAAUUAACU
Messenger RNA from Triplophysa dalaica, 2717 nucleotides. Its product is annotated as gastrula zinc finger protein XlCGF8.2DB-like. The coding region runs from base 173 to 1333 and encodes 386 amino acids. Lineage: Eukaryota; Metazoa; Chordata; Actinopteri; Cypriniformes; Nemacheilidae. The transcript has 3 exons. The record is from RefSeq and is a predicted model, not a curated record.